UUGAAUUGAAUCGGAAUCGAGUUUUCCAUCUCUAAUUUGUUUACAAUUUGGUCGGAGUUGAAUAAUUUUUGUAUAAAGAGCGGAAAGUUUUUAUAUUUGCCCACGUGAAAUAAAUAUUUCAAACAAGAAAACAUGGAGAUACAGAGAAACAAUGCUAAAAUUCAAUGCAGUGAUUUCAAAAAAUGUGGAGAAAUAGCCACAUUGCUAUCGAUUGGAAAGCCAGAAUUUUUUCUAAAUUGUGGUUUUUGUGAAUAUACUUUCCUUCAAUUAGAUAAUUUUAUCCACCAUAUGUAUGAAGACCAUCACAACGAAUUUCCUGGUUACGAAUUAAAACAAGAACCCAAUGAAAUAGAAGAAAUAAUGAUCGAGGAAAAAUAUAACACAGAACCCGAAGAAAUUGACGAUUAUAAUGAUGCUAAUGAUUUUAUACUAAAAGGAUUUGAAAAAGUAGAAAUUGAAAUGGAUCUGUCUGAAGAGCACAUUCCACUCGAUAUUGGAGAUAAUUUUACCAAAGAAUAUUGGGAUGAAGAGAACCUGCUUGAAAAUAAUUUACAAGGAGAAUUCCAAAAAGGAUAUAACGUGAAAUUGCCCACAGAAAAGGAAAACACCCGUAACCGACAGCACUCAAAAAAACAUAAAAACAAAUUAUCAGAAUAUGAGUACGAUAGUGAAGAAACUACUGGUGACUUUACGAUCUCUGAGAAAAUUAGAGUAGAAAGAAUAUGUAAAGUCAAUAGUAGGCAAAAAUAUAAAAAAAAGGAAAAUAUAUUAAAAGAUGACAAAAUUAUAAGCGCCGAAAGUGGUAAUGACUCCGAGAUUCCACAGGAAAACCUAAAUUUCUCUUACUUUGAAGAAAAUAGUCAUGUCGUGCCCAAAAAGAGAUUAGAUGGCUACCAGCUGACUAGUAGUUCUUAUAAAUCAGAUGACUCUGAUGUCGGUGAAGAGUUAGAAGAAACUCAAGUUUCAGACUCUGGGCAAAGUGAAGAUAAAAGAAACGAGAGUUUAUAUGAAGCACAAACGAAAACAAUAUUGAAGCCCACGAAAGUAACAAUACCAAAUAUGAUUUUAAAUGAUACACAAUGCCAAGCAUUAGCGGAUAUUUACAAGACACACACUUGCCUUUGGGAUGAAAAUGAUAUCGCAUAUCGGUUUGGCAAUAGGCAUAAAGAAGCAUUAAACUCCAUACUUGAAAAAUGCAAUGAAAUGUGUGGCUUAAGCUUGACUAAUAAUGAAUUGCAAAGCGAAAUUGUAAGACUGCGAAAAAUAACUUCAAUAGAAAAGAGACAAAAAAUUCUUUGUAAAAGAAAGAACACUAAAUUCAAACCUCACUGUCCAUAUUAUCAGCACAUAGAAUAUCUCGAAGUGGAUGUGUCACCCUUCGAAUGCACAAUAUGUGAAACACUGUUUCCUGUUUUGGGUAAGCUUAAAGUGCAUGUAGCAUCUCAUGAUGGUUCGCUGCCAUUUAUAUGCUCGCUAUGUGGACAUGGCUUUCAGUUGGCAAGUAAUCUAACCAUACAUCUACGAAGGCACGUACAAGACUACACGUAUACUUGUGAUAUAUGCAGUAAAUCUUUCGCUACAUCCACAGAUUUAAAAAUACAUGUACGGUUUCAUACAGGGGAAAAGCCCUACGUCUGCUCUAUCUGUGGCCAAAGGCGUUCAACUGCAUCCCACCUAUUUAUACACACUUUGCGCCACCAGAAUCGACGACGCCAUGAAUGUAAGAUCUGUUCAAAGACUUUUAUCGAAAAGGGAACUUUAAAAGAUCACAUGCUUUCGCACUCACAAGUCCGUGAUAAUAUAUGCGAUGUAUGCCAAAAAGGAUUUAAAACUAAAAAGCAUCUUUAUCAACAUAAAUUAAUUCAUGCUGCAGAAAAGAAAUAUGCUUGUAUAUUUUGUGAAAAACGCUUUUCCCAGUCGGCUGGUCUAAAAGGGCAUAUGAAAACACAUGGUACUAAGCUUUCAGCAACUUAAACUGGAAAUUAUCACAUUAUUUGCAAUAGCAAUAUAUUUAUUAACUUAAUAAGUGCAAAAAAUAUUAUUUUUUAUUAACUGUAAUAGUAACUGUAAUGGGAAACGCAUUUAAGACAUGUAAACUUAUGUGUUCGAUUUAUUUAAAUAUUUUCUGACAAUAUGGUUCCGUUAUUUUAUAUAAAGUUACUCUCAUAUAAUAAUAUUAAUAUUAACUUUAGUCAUUAAAUUUUAUUUAAUUUAAACUUAAGUUUUGUGAACUCUAUAUUAUUAUAUAAAAAUAUGUUGAUAUUAUAUAACAUAAUAAAAUAUCACCUGAAAAUUAAUUAAAAAGCAAUCAUAUACAGGUUAAAUAUUAUAUUAGUUGAUAUAUAGCAGCGAAGCGUGAUUGUUAUUGUUGUUAUAGCGGCAGAAUUAUGUCGAGUUGACAGUCGUUGUCCGGAAAAAUAUCCAGGUUCCUUCCGGUUACGUAGACACGACUGUCGUAGGAACGGGGCGAUGCGUGGUCAUGUCCACUGUUUAAUAGUAAUUAUAUUCAUUCGAACUUAAGAGCUUCCAUGGGUUUCACGCCUUCAAAAAAAAAAAAAUUUUUUUUUUAUUGUCUUGUUUAACUUUAUAACAUCUCUAGAAUAUUAUCCUAAAUUCUCAAGUUGAUCCGAGUAAUAGUUUUGAAGUUACAGCCUUAAAAAUUUGUGCGAUCGAGAUCAGUUUAUAGUCACUUAAAACUUUUAACGCGUUUUUCUCGAAAUUUUAUUUUCAAAGACGGUUGUCAAGAUUUCUCGCAACUACUCAACCGAUCUCAAUGAAAUUUUGUACAGGUCUUCGAGAUAUAACUUACAAGGUCUUGAACGAAGGGUUUUUGUUUUGUUCAAUUACAACUAAUAAAAGAAAAUUGAGAAAUAUUCACCAAAAAUUUGCAUAUUUUUGCCAAAAAUAAAUUUUUUUUUUCGUCCAAUACCUAGUUUAUGGUCUUAGAUAAAAUACAUGUUAUUUGCUUUUUACUUUUGGUGAUCUAGUAAGAAUCAUCUAUCUACGCGAAGGCAUCUUUUUGCCGAGGAACUGCCGGAAAUGACGUCGCAAUGGCCGAAUUUUGAAUAUUUCAUAUAUUAUGUGAAAAAACAAAAAUUAUUGAAAAUAGGCCAGGGUUUUCUUCGCUUGCAUGACGUUAGUUGGCAGUUUAUUUAAUAUCAUACAGCGAAUUUCAGAAAUGCUCAGGAAAACGUGUCAGUAAUACUUCUUGGCAAUUGAAAGUGUUAAAAGCGUAUUGAGACGAUAACUUCAUUAUUAAUAGUUGCUAAAAAUUUUUCGUGGUAAAUAACUUAGUUAUUUCUCAAGUAUAGUUUUUAAGAAAAAACGUUAAUAAAAAAAUAAAGCUAAGG
This is a messenger RNA of Bactrocera oleae (olive fruit fly), 3350 nucleotides long. RefSeq names its product zinc finger protein 559. Lineage: Eukaryota; Metazoa; Arthropoda; Insecta; Diptera; Tephritidae. The record is from RefSeq and is a predicted model, not a curated record. Gene Ontology annotation, cellular component: nucleus. Gene Ontology annotation, biological process: regulation of gene expression.